This is a messenger RNA of Suillus fuscotomentosus, 3167 nucleotides long. RefSeq lists its product as uncharacterized. The transcript has 14 exons. Lineage: Eukaryota; Fungi; Basidiomycota; Agaricomycetes; Boletales; Suillaceae. The record is from RefSeq and is a predicted model, not a curated record. Gene Ontology annotation, molecular function: guanyl-nucleotide exchange factor activity. Bases 123 to 3059 code for a protein of 978 amino acids.
GUAAGACUUACUGUUAUUAUCUUCGAAUUUGACCUUUUGAUUUGUCUAUAGCCAGUCAUUAAUCUCUUGUAGCUUGUUGCAACUCAAUCAACCACUUAACUUGUUUGGUGAUUACAUUUAUUAUGCAUAAUCAGCGACACUAUCCAUAUGUUACGAUCCCCCCUGGAGCGACUCCUCUACCCAACCUUAGCCCACUGCAGGCAUAUCAAGACGAAUUUGAACAUAAUGCGCCAUCCGGAGACCUCUUGAAUCCAUGGGACCAAACACCUACAACUCGACAUCCGAAUGGCAGACCAGGUGAACUUCGAUCACGCCCUCGUACUCGGAGUGCAUACGAGCCCUUACCACCCACCAUCUCCUUUCCUGAACCGGAGAUACAUCGAUUUGCUUCUCAACGAACGACCCUUCACCCGUAUUCACCACGCCACCGUCCCAGCAAGUCCGAUGACGGCCAUGGUUCUCUACCACCGAGCGGAGACCAUAGUACGCGGCCCUUCACUCCAGUAACACCCGACUCUGCUUCAUCCAUGCAUUACCCUCCUGAGGACGAUUGGGAAGCACCAGUAAACCAACUGACUCGAGAACUGUCCAAUGUUUCCCUAUAUUCUGAGGAAGGAUUAAGACUAUUCCAAGCCGGUCAUCAAUUAGCAGAGAAGGAUGAAGAAUGGCACCGGCUAGUUCCUCCUGAAGCCCAGGAAGCACUUGGCAAAAAAGAAGUUGAACGACAAUCAGUGCUGUUCGAGCUGUUCAAGUCGGAAAGGGACUAUGUGGAAGAUCUUAGACUUGUCACAGAGGUGGCAUCCACCGCUAUCAUGAUACAAACAUAUCCAGCUAAUUCUCUCCCGCAGGUUUUUAUCGAGCCUUUACAGUUCGCCAAACCUCCUGUCAUUGCUUCCGACAGGUUACGUCCCUUUGUCCAGGAAGUGUUUUGGAAUUUGGGUCAGAUCUCUGUGCACCAUGAGCGUAUGCUGGCUGCACUCUUUGAACGCCAAUUGGAUCAGCAUCCGCUGGUACAGAGCGUGACUGACAUUGUACUUGAAACCUGCUUUCAGUUCCAAGCAGAUUAUGAGUCCUAUAUCAAACACUACCCAAUCGCAGAAGAGCGGCAUCGCACUGAACUCAGUCGCAAUAAAAACUAUCAAGUGUUCAUACAAAAAUGUUCUCAAGAUCCUCGGAUGCGCAAGCGCGACAUGAUCACCUUCCUUUCCAGACCAGUGACUCGCCUCCCACGCCUGCAUUUGAUCCUUGAGCACAUUCAGAAGAUCACAGAACCAGGCCAUCCGGAUCUUGAAGAUCUGCCACUUCUCCUAAACAUUUUGAGCGACUUCCUGAAGAGCACACAACCUGGUAUUGCAGCCGCAGAGAACAGAGUAAAAUAUUGGAAUGUCUGUGAAAGUUUGACGAUGCCCAAGGGACAAAUAAUGGAUUUGGAUUGGUAUGACGACAGUCGGUCACUGGUGUACUCUGGCCCUGUAGCUCGAAGGUCCAAGUCCGAGAUGGAUUGGCACCCGUGGACUGAUCUGUUCGCCGUCUUACUCGACAACUAUCUGUUGCUCACUAAAGAGGAGAGAAGAACGGGAGGAAUCCUCAAGCGCUACGUUUCGUCUAGACCUAUACCCUUAGAAUAUCUCAAACUAGGAAGCUUCGAAGGACAGCCAGAAAGUAGGAGGGAGCGGUCUGAAGAAGGAGGGAUCUUGGACAGCUUGCGCGCACAAUACAAACCCAUCUAUCCGUUCACGAUUUAUCACUCCGCAGAUAAAUUGGAGCGGCGGUAUACUUUAUACGCGCCGACCGAAUCUGCGAGAGAAAAGUGGCGGAACGCUCUUGUUGAGACUAAGGGAAUAGACGACGUGCGUCGAGAUGCAAACAAGUGGUUUGCACCGCAACUCGUUGACGAUGGCUCCUUUCGAUCACCAGGAGCUUACACUCCCCGCGGCUUUGGAUCUAAAGCGUCAGGGAGGGUUGUCAACGCUGUGUCCUUUACUGCUGCCGGCGGCAAGAGGCUCAUGGCGGUUGGCUGCGCCACUGGAAUCUAUGUUGGUUUAAGAGGCGAUAUCAGCUUCCGCAAGAUAUUGUCAUAUGGCAAUCCUUCCUCUAUCAUAGUUUUACAGGAAUUCAAUAAGUUCAUCGUACAUCAUGAGAGCUAUUUGCUCUCCUAUUCCUUGGACAUUCUCGCUAGAGUCGCAAUGUACCAGGCCCCUGCAAGUAGCUUAGAUGCUUCAAUGGAGAAGAUUGCAGGGGAAGAUGGGACCGUCUUAUUUUGUACUGUAGGACGAAUAAAACAACGAAUGAUAGUUAUUUAUGCUCUUAAAUCAUUCUUUCAAAUCACAGUGCAUGCUUUGGAAGCCUGCAACCUUUCUGAGCUUCGACGAACACCAUCACGAGGAUCUCAGGGUACCAUAUCAUCGUUUAGACCGUUUGGCGAACCAUUGUAUGUACCAAAGGAUGCCUACUCCGUUAUGGCACUAGCCAAGAUGAUCGCUAUAAGUACAGAGAAGGGCAUCGUCAUCGCCGAUCCGACUGACGCAAGCAGGCAGAUGAUCCAGGUUGUCCCGGACUUCAGCGGAGCAACCUGCGAUAGUACAGACAUGGCCGACCUGAAGACUCGCUGUGAGGAUGCUAAGCCCCUCGGCUUAAUUCGGACUGAAACCCGCGAAAUAUUGGUCAUUUAUGACACUCUUGGAUGCUACAUAACGAAGCAGGGCGUCCCCCACCGGAAAUGCGGAUUCAUCCUCUGGGAGACGAAAGCUACGUCAUUUGCCCAUCGCGGGUCUCAUGUGAUGCUGUUCUCCCCUGAGUUUAUUGAAAUUCGGAGCAUUUCUACCGGUAGACUUGAUCAAGUCAUUGAAGGGAGCGACAUACGUUUAUUGAUGCACACGAACCUGAGAUCUCACUCGGUCGAUGAUCCAUUAUUCGUAGCGAUGCGUGGGACCAAGGACGACAAAGAUGGCGUCAGCGACAAGAUAAUAGAACUAGUUCGAACUGGGGAUUUCAACUCCACACAGACACCGAUGACACCCACGCCAGUGGACGGUCUGUGGGAUGAGUGGGACAUGUAAGCAAUCGGUGUACCAGAGGAAGCUAAUGCAUAAGUUAUGCUACGUAAACGUGUUUCGUUAGGUGUACUAUUUACAUGGCCAUGUAUUAUAAAUCACUAUUGCUUCGCU